Messenger RNA from Penicillium salamii, 2223 nucleotides. The record is from the annotation of a GenBank genome assembly. Lineage: Eukaryota; Fungi; Ascomycota; Eurotiomycetes; Eurotiales; Aspergillaceae.
AUGUUGCUUCGAUCAAUAUUGCGGCCCAGGGCACUCAGGCCCGCAGUGUUUCGCUCGAUUCGCCUCCACUCAUCUGUGCCCCUCAUCCAAAUCGAGGAUGCAACAUUCUACAAACAACAUCCCGAUACGAAAGAUGUACUCAAUCCACCCAUGUUCCCGCAAUUGAACUUCUCGCUCCCAACAGCACUACGUCCCCGGUCUCAUCACUGGGCUAUAAUCGGGAAUAAGAAUCAAACGGAUCUCCUUGAUAUCCUCCGCGGCCAACACAUCAGCGAUCCGCCCGAUGCGCGUUCAUACCCAUACCUCACAGACAAGAUUUCCCCCAAGGAUCCACAGUUGCGCACCGUGUCAGAUGCAAUUCAAUAUGUUGGAUUCAAUGGGCAAGACUCCGGGUCUGCUAGUGGAACCCGUGGUGCAUACCUUAGUGCGCGAUAUGAGAGCUAUCGGGAAGAGACGGACUGGACGCUGCAGCGAUUCCUGCGCGGUCAGACCUCUUUGAACCCUGCAGAGGGAGAAGAAAAAGGAGUUGUACAUGAUGAAAAGUUAUUCGGCGAGGUUAUCGCCGACCUUCACCUAGGACAUUUGCUCGACAUGCCCAUGCAAAAUUUGAGUAAUGGCCAAAUGCGCCGAGCACGGAUCGCCAAGGCGUUGUCGAGAAAGCCGGAGCUUCUGCUCCUUGAUGAGCCGUUCAGUAAGUUGUCUUUUCCCUAUCAUGAGCACCAUGGUUCUAAUAGCUUAACAGUCGGACUGGACCCGGCUACAGUAAAGAGUAUUUCCAAGCUUUUGUAUCGGCUGGCGAAGAAAUGCUCACCGCGUUUUGUUCUGGCUCUUCGUCCUCAGGAUCAAGUGCCAGAUUGGAUCACCCAUACCAUGAUUCUGGGUAAUAAUUACAGCGUUCUCCUGCAAGGCGAAAAAUAUGAUGUCCGUGAAGAACUAGCGGACUGGAGUCCUGUAUUGCAAUCCGCAAAACGUCCACGGCGAAAACUGCCUAAUUCUGUCAGCAAAGCCUGGGAUCACGUGGAAGCCGGCACCUUGGAUAAGGAGAUGCUACGAGACUUGCUCAAUAUGAGGGAGAAGUUGAUCGGGCCAGUCAAGAGGAGGUCACUGGAAGGCGAAGUUCUCAUUGACAUGGCCGGUGUCCGCGUUCAAUAUGGAGACAAGACUGUCCUAGGUGGCUGGAAGUCAAUAUUGAAUGGCGAACAGAAAGAGGGAUUGCACUGGCGAGUGCGCCGAGGGCAACACUGGGCUAUUCUUGGAGCCAACGGGUCGGGUAAGACCACAUUGCUAUCAAUGAUUACAUCGGAUCACCCACAGACCUAUGCCCAACCCGUCAAACUGUUCGGUCGUUCCAGGCUUCCUGAGGCUGGUACACCCGGGAUCUCAAUUUUUGAACUCCAGUCUCGAAUGGGUCACUCAUCUCCAGAAAUUCACGCCCUCUUCCCCCGCAACAUAACCAUCCGCUCAGCACUUGAAUCUGCCUUUGCUGAAACAUUUUUGGCUAAACCAAAAUUGAACACCCAGCUCGAUAAUCAGAUCGAUGCUUUCUUGAAAUUCUGGAGGCACGAGCUAGAUCCGAAUUACGAUCCAAAAGAAAGGCCAAUAGUCUCAACACAGCACUUCCCCGUUCCAAACAGAAGCUUCCACUCGGAGGGAUUACUCCCGAUGGAUUUCUUCGUCCAGUAUGCGGAUCAAAUCACGUUUGGUCAGCUCAACAUCGCGCAACAACGUAUCGUGCUCUUCUUGAGGGCUCUGAUCAGCAAACCAGAUAUUGUUAUCCUCGACGAAGCACUCUCCGGACUGUCUGCUUCACAGCGCAACAUGUGCAUGGCAUUCCUUUCUCAUGGCGAAAAUGCCGAACUUGCUCUCAACAGAAGACGCAAAGUCGAAAACGCCAGCCCCACAUUCAAAGGUAUCACAAGUGAUCAAGCACUGAUAGUGAUAAGCCACGUGCCAGAGGAGAUCCCAGACAGUGUCCGUUUCUUUAUGCGCCUGCCGUCAGAUCCUGGUGCCGGUGCUGAGCCACUCGAUUUCCGUUUAGUCACUCUGGCCACUUUUGAUGCCACGCUGGCAUCCCCCGAAGGAUGGGAACAAGCAUGGCUUCCCCCUUCAGAGUUUGAGCAGAUAGCCGAACCUCCCAAACUUCGUCGCAGCCGGCAGGAUGUGGUAAAUAGCCCAAAUGCUGAGAUCCAGGAUCCACUUGAGUUUGGAUGGUGGACUAUUUAG